Molecule: messenger RNA, 2031 nt
Organism: Glycine soja
Lineage: Eukaryota; Viridiplantae; Streptophyta; Magnoliopsida; Fabales; Fabaceae
Product: probable beta-1,4-xylosyltransferase IRX9
Exons: 3
Coding region: 616-1644 (342 amino acids)
Biological process (GO): glucuronoxylan biosynthetic process; plant-type secondary cell wall biogenesis
Cellular component (GO): Golgi membrane
Molecular function (GO): xylosyltransferase activity; galactosylgalactosylxylosylprotein 3-beta-glucuronosyltransferase activity
Source: RefSeq, a predicted model, not a curated record
UUUCACCCACCCAAUUACAUUAAUUUUAUAACUAACUACCAAAAGAUUCAUUAUGCUCAUAAUAAUUAUUUUUAUAAUCCAUAAUUUUUGUCCAAAAUCACAAUUAUUCUGACAAGAGAUUCCAAAGUUUAUUGUUAAUUUUUUUUUCUUUAGAUUCCUUAUAUUGGACUAGUCAACCUCAGAUUAAAAAUUAAACUCCUAACACCACGAGCAUGAUUCCUAGUAUUAGUUAAAUGGCCUGGUACAACACAUUCUUUAUAGAUGGAUGUGUGCCAUCCCACCUGCUAUUUGGUGUUAGAUAACAACUCAUGGUCUCACACUAGCUUUUCCUUAUGUUUAUUUUUAUUAUAUUACUUUUACUUCAAGGUGCAACCAAGUGAAGCCACCCUCCUAUGAAAUGCCUUCAAACGAAAAAGCUAAGCAGUCAGUUUGGCAGUACCAAUCAUAAUAGGCUCAAAUAGUUGCAACAUUUUCCUUAACAAAAAUGUGGUACCCUUAAAGCAUCUAAGUUUAGUUUAUAUUACAUUAAUUUCACAACCCCUCCACUUCAUUCUGUGCCUCCAACUUGUCAUUCAAUUCCACCCUGAAGAUUGUGCUUCAGGUGGUUCAAAGAAGAUGGGCUCACUAGAAAGAUCAAAGAAGAAAGUCCUUCUAUGGAAGAAGGCCAUGCUCCAUUUUUCUCUAUGUUUUGUGAUGGGGGUUUUCACAGGCUUGGCUCCAACAGGUAAAUCUUCUCUCUUUUCCACCACAGUUAGUGUCUCAAAUAGAACAGAAUUUGCACCACAACCCAGUGAAAUGUUACACCUCACAACAAAUGUCAAUAGAAGUUGGAUAGCUCCAACCCCAGAUUCCAUGCCCGUGAAGCCUAGAAUCCUUGAAAAUGAAAAGAAAACAACAACAAAAAAGUUGCAUGUAAAAGCACAGCCCCAGUUGAAGCCUAGAAGACUCCUAAUCAUUGUAACUCCAACAAGCACAAAACUACCCCACCAAGCAGUGUUUUUGAGAAGGUUGGCAAAUACUAUAAAGCUGGUUCCUCAACCGUUGCUGUGGAUUGUUGUGGAAGCUAAAACCAAUUCCACAGAACUGCCAGAGAUACUAAGGAAAACUGGCAUCAUGUAUAGGCAUGUGGUUUUCAAGGAAAAUUUCACGGAAUUAGAAGCUGAACUCAAUCACCAGAGGAAUCUUGCGCUUAAGCACAUUGAGCACCACAGGCUCAAUGGCAUUGUACACUUUGCUGGCCUUUCCAAUGUUUAUGAUCUCCAAUUCUUCCAUCAGCUUAGAGAUAUUGAGGUCUUUGGAACAUGGCCAACAGCUUUGUUAGCUGCACACAGGAAGAAAGUGAAAAUCGAAGGACCUGUAUGUGAUUCAUCACAAGUCAUUGGUUGGCAUCUUAGGAAUAUGAACAAUGAAACUGAUACUAUCACUCCCCCAAUUCAUAUUUCAAGUUUUGCUUUUAAUAGCUCCAUCCUUUGGGACUCUGAGAGAUGGGGUCGCACUUCCUCUGUUCAAGACACUUCUCAGAAUUCGAUCAAGUUCGUGAAGCAAGUAGUUCUAGAGGAUGAGGCUAAAUUAAAGGGAAUUCCACCAGAGGAUUGCUCCAAAAUCUUGCUCUGGCGUUUCAAUUUUCGUGCCAGAACUCAUUAAUUUCUAGAUUUUAGUCCAAGGCAAAGGGGAAAGACAUAAAAUAACGAGUGAUGAAGCAAUAUAGAAAUUGGCAGUACAGAAAUUACUUUCCUACUACUAUAUAGAAUUUAUUCAUUUUUUUUUCUCUUUUUCAAAUUUAUCUUAUGUUUAAUUGUUUAUAGUUUUAUUGGUUCUUCCUGUUUUCAAAUUUUUGUUAGCUUAUGUAAGUGAGAGGGUCUUCUGCUAAGAAGCAAAAACAUUUAAAGCAUAUAUGAACUUUUUCAAAAAAAGCUUCCCGAGUUUAUGGCAUUUUUUUCUUAAUUGGAGAAAAAAAUUGUUGUAUUAAUUGUGUACAUGCUAAUGAUUUGUUCAUGAAACAACUGGAUCAAGGUUGAGUUUGGGCCUCCA